AUGGCAGAUGAGUCUAACGUGGAGCCAGACGCGGCAGCUAUGGCCGCUGCACCAAAAAAUCAUGCUCGAGCAGCUACUGUAGUUGUCAUAGCCACGCAACCAACGUGCACUUGUCCGCAUCCUCACGAAUCGAAACCAGCUGUUGUAUUCGAAACAAGGCCUGCUCCCUGUCCAUGCUGCGCUUCCGGAGCCGUUUCAGCUUCAGCCAAAGCAUCAGCCCCACCUCCGCCUCCACCUCCGCCGCCACCUCCACCAGCUCCAAAAGCUCCUCCUAAGGUUGGUGUGAGCUGUAUCUAUUUUCGGAAAGAGUGAAU
This is a messenger RNA of Cylicostephanus goldi, 314 nucleotides long. Lineage: Eukaryota; Metazoa; Nematoda; Chromadorea; Rhabditida; Strongylidae. The record is from the annotation of a GenBank genome assembly.